AGACAGAUUUAAGUGAAACUAGUGUAAAAAGAGUCUUCUGGGGAAGUUGGGAAGUCUUGGGAAGACCAGAAUCUUGAAAUGGGAUUUGUAACAUCCGCAAGUUUCUGGUGGCCCGUCCGUCCUGUGGGUUUGUGUGCAGGAGCUGUGUGUAUCCUGUUGGGUGCCAGUGGAGGCCACAGUCACUGCAGUUGCUGAGCAGUCAGUAACCUCAGCAGUUUCACUUCCUCAAGACCACCCUUUCUAGGCGAGGUGAACGUUCGGCAGGCUGUACAAGGAAAAGGUUGGGUCACUGAGACAGUUCUACAGAAAGCCAGAGGGACAAAACCAGGGUGCAGGGGAGCUGAGGGAAAUUAGAGAGGCUGUAAUUUAACAAAAGGACGGGAACGUUUCCAGGAAGGGUGAGAAAGGAAGAAAUCAAAAGUAAAACUAAUAAAGACAGAACGGUACCGGAAGGGGUUGUCCUUUAAAGUGCUGUAUGAAGGGAGAGGACACUACCAAGUAUUUGUCACACAGUGCAGAUCACGGCAUAGUGGCUCUUUCAGACUGCAGCUGAACUCUUGAUUCAGGUAAGACACAGAAGAGCUAAUCCAGGGAAAGGUUUGCUGAGACUUGAGAUGACAUGGAGACAGAAAUAUUUUGGACCUGAAGAUGAAAUCAUACUUGUGGUGGCACUUUGGGUAAAGGCAUAACUUGAACCAGUGAAACAAGUCGGAUGGGUUUUCUGAUCUGUUACCGCCCUAAGCCUUUUGGAAGGAAUUUGUGUGCCUCAUUCUAUCAAAAGGUAUGUUAUAAUUUUGAAUUUGUAAGGGUGGAUAGGUUGAAGUCAAUGAAUGACUGUUUUCAUUGCAAAAUUUUAACAAAUUCCUAGUCUCCUAAUUGUCUCUCUUCAUAAUGCUGACUUCACAAUUUUCUGGGAGCCUGGUAGCUGUUCACCUAUUUCCUGCUGCAUGGUGACUAGCAUGCUGGGAACCUUUCCACUUCAGAAGAUCCAAAUCCUGAUGUGAAAUGAAUACAGACUUCCACAAACUCCUUUUUGAGGUGUCCGAGGCUUUGGUCACAGAUGAACUGGCAGCACUGAAGUUCCUCAGCCUGGAUCAUGUUCCCAUGAGGAAGCUGGAAGCCAUUCAGGAACCCAAGGCCUUCUUCGAAGUGCUGCAGGAGAAGGACAUGAUCGAGGCAGGGGACCUGGCCUUUCUGCGGGAGCUGCUCUACCGCAUCGGCAGGAUCGACCUCCUGGCUGCCCACCUGGGUUCCAGCCGGGAGCAGAUGGAGAGAGACCUGCAGGUCCAAGGCAGGGCAAAGGUGUCAGCUUACAGGCAACUGCUAUAUGGAAUUGCAGAGGACUUGACUCCAGAAGAUGUCAAAAGUGUGAAGUUCCUGCUCCAAAAGCAAUUACCUAAGAACAAGCUCCAGGAUAAUGCUUCAAUGUUGCAGGUUUUUCUGGAAAUGGAAAGAAAUAGGAUAAUUAAAGAAGAUGACCUGACAAUGCUGAAAGAUAUAUUAAAGGCAUUUAGAGCUGACAUAAAGAAAAAAAUUGAUAUCUAUGAAGAAAAAAAGAAAGAAGAACUCCGCUAUCCUGUGCCUGUCUCUGUGCAUCCAGGGGAACAAGGAGCAGAGGGGAAGACAACAAACCUGCCUGUGGAAACAUAUAAGAUGAAAAAUAUCCCCCAUGGUUACUGUGUGAUCCUUAACAACUACAUUUUCAACAAUCCCAAAUACAACAGAAAAGGAACAGUGAAAGAUGGAGAGGCUGUGAAGAGGGUCUUUCAGUGGCUUCAGUUUGAGACAGUUGAGCACAUGGAUCUGGAAGCAAAAGAAAUAUAUGAGAAAGUUAAAGAAUACAGCAAAAGAGAUCACAGAAACAUGGACUGCUUUGUUUGCUUCAUUUUUUCCCACGGUGAAAAACAGAAGAUAAAAGGCAUUGAUGAUGAGUUUGUAAAUAUUAAAGAUUUAGUCUCCUGUUUCAGUGGAUCUAAUUGUCCUUCUCUUGCUGGCAAACCCAAGGUGUUUUUCAUCCAGGCUUGCCAAGGCUCUGUUGGACAUCCAGCUGUUGCAGUAGAAGCAGAUUUUUCUGGACAUCUUGAGACAGAUGCUACCCCUCCAACUUCCAUUCCUGAUCUGGCUGAUAUUCUGAUUGGCAUGUCUACAGUGGAAGAUUAUUUGUCCUUCCGCAGGACUGAGUCUGGCAGUGUUUACAUUCAGUGCCUCUGUGAUAAGAUGGAGUUGCUCUGCCCUCAGGGCGUCGAUCUCCUAACCAUCCUGACAACGGUGAACGAGGAAGUGGGAGGAAAAGAAUUUAAAGUAUGGGAUCAGAUGCCAGGAGGAAAAUUGGAGAAGCAGAUGCCACAGAUAAUAACAACACUACGGAAGCAAUUGAUCUUCGAAAUUCCACAAGGACAGCCGAUUAAAGAGUAGAAAAAUAAGAAUGCAAUUAGUUUAGGAAUCACAUCUGGAGUGGGCUUCCACUGGAAAGAGACUUCACAUGAGAAGUUAUCUGGAGUUAGCCCCAGUCCUUUAAGGACCCAUAGGACCUAAAUUUUAACAUUUCCAUAUUUAAUCAGUCUUCCGACACCCGGAUCUGUGGCAGUCAGGUGAGGCUGUGGAUGAGUACAGAUCUGGCUUUUUGUGCUGCAGAACGGUGCAGUAUGUUCGGUCUGGGUUUCAGGUGAGGAAGCAUGUGUAGGGUUGUAACUGCCUUACACAGAGCUGAAUCAUUGUCUAUGUUUGGAAGUUAUAAUUUUUCAUGGAAAAAUAACAUCUUGAUCCAGAAGAAUCAAAGAAGACGUGAUUAUGAUAAUACAAGUUUGGUUCUUUUUCUCCAAAUAUUUAGUUUGUUUUAUGCUAUUAAUUUACUUGGCUAAACAGCAUUAUGGUGUAAGCUUUUUAAUAGUAAGGGUUCUAAUUGAAUUUUUUCUCAGCGCUCUCAGGGGACAGUGUGUCAUGAAUGGCUGUGGAACACUGGAAGGAGAUUCUUUGUACUGUUGUUUCUGUUGUAAUAAAUUGUCUUGUUUUUUA
This is a messenger RNA of Myiozetetes cayanensis, 3015 nucleotides long. RefSeq names its product caspase-8-like. Gene Ontology annotation, biological process: regulation of apoptotic process; apoptotic process; proteolysis. The record is from RefSeq and is a predicted model, not a curated record. Bases 1006 to 2415 code for a protein of 469 amino acids. Gene Ontology annotation, molecular function: cysteine-type endopeptidase activity; protein binding. The transcript has 8 exons. NCBI's taxonomy places the organism in Eukaryota, Metazoa, Chordata, Aves, Passeriformes, Tyrannidae.